CAUCGAGGGAAAGCUCGGCUAUGGCGGACAGAUCACAGCGCCAAUGCAUUCCUCAUUCUAGGUAGAUCCAGGCAAGGCGCACAGAUCGGGGAGAGAUUCCGCAAGGAAAUGUAAGCAUGGCGUCGUCGAAAUGGCCCCAGCGCCGGAUCAUCGUGCUGCUCACCUUCGUGUGCACGGCCGUGUGCUAUGUGGAGCGCACGGGAUUCUCCAUCGCCUACACGGCCGCGGCCAAUUCCGCCGGGAUCACGCAGAAAUCCAAGGGUAAUCUCCUCUCGGCCUUCUUCUACGGCUACUCCAUCUCCCAGGUCCCGGGGGGCUGGGUCGCGCAGCGCAUCGGCGGCCGCAGGGUCCUUCUCUGGUCAUUCUUCGCGUGGACGCUGGCGUGCAUCGCGACGCCCAUCGAUCCGCGCCACAACAGCGCCGUGAUAAUCUUGAUCCGGGUGCUCGUCGGCGUCGCGCAGGGAUUCAUCAUCCCAUCGGUCCACACCGUCCUGGCGCAGUGGGUUCCCCCUCACGAGCGAUCCAGGUCGGUCUCUCUCACCACGUCGGGGAUGUAUCUCGGGGCCGCGUUUGGGAUGCUCUUCCUCCCGGAGCUCGUCCAUUGGAGCGGCCCCCGGGCGGUCUACGUGAUGGAAGCUCUCAUGGGCCUCACUUGGGCGAUCUUCUGGCACUUCUACUCGACAGAUCCGCCACUCUCGGAGCAUCCAAAGGCCUCGGCGGCGGGGUUUGGAGCUCCGGCGGACAUCGAGCUCAAGAGCAUCCAUUCCGUGAAGGCUGGCGAGGAGAAUGGAUUGCUGGCGGCUGCUACGAAAGAGAACUGGAAGAAGGUUGGCGGGCUAGAGAUUUCCGCUGCUGCUGCUGCUACUGCUGCUCGAUCAAGAACCCACAUUCCUUGGAAGAAGAUCCUCCAGAGCUUGCCGGUGUGGGCGAUCGUCGUCAACAACUAUACGUUCCACUACGUUCUCUACGUCCUCAUGAGCUGGUUGCCGACGUACUUCGAUCAGGGCCUUCACGUCGGCUUGCAACACAUGGGAGCCUCCAAGACGAUGCCAUACGUGGUGAUGUUCGUCAUGUCCAAUGUGGGGGGACUGGUGGCGGACUACUUCGUGACCCGGAAGAUCAUGAACGUAGCUCACACCAGGAAGUGGAUCAACGGCGUGGGGUUUGUGGUCGCUGCUGCUGGGCUGGGAAUCAUGCCGAAGAUCUCUUCCGUCCAGAGCGCGAUAGUUUGCUCGUCGGUGAUACUGGGAUCCUUGGCGCUGGGACGAGCUGGCUUUGCUGUCAACCACAUGGACAUUGCUCCCAGGUACGCUGGGAUCGUCAUGGGGAUCUCCAACACUGCUGGGACUUUUGCGGGGAUUGUUGGCGUCAACCUGACGGGAUGGAUUCUGCAAUCGUCCAGCCAGGGGCCGGCGGAUCUUGGCAGCUGGAGGCUCGUCUUCGGGCUUCCGGCGGUUCUCUGUGUCUUCAGCGCCGCAGUGUUUUGUAAAUACGCCAGCGGAGACAGGGUUUUCGAGUGAAACUUCGACAGGUAAGUUUUCUCGCUGCAAUGGUUCUUGCAGAUUGCUAGAAGCAUACUUCGAAAUGGAAAUCAUUCUUUUUCUCCAA
Messenger RNA from Selaginella moellendorffii, 1608 nucleotides. Its product is annotated as probable anion transporter 5. Lineage: Eukaryota; Viridiplantae; Streptophyta; Lycopodiopsida; Selaginellales; Selaginellaceae. The record is from RefSeq and is a predicted model, not a curated record. Gene Ontology annotation, biological process: transmembrane transport. Gene Ontology annotation, molecular function: transmembrane transporter activity. The transcript has a single exon. Bases 117 to 1520 code for a protein of 467 amino acids.